This is a messenger RNA of Solea solea (common sole), 1319 nucleotides long. RefSeq names its product thiamine triphosphatase (gene thtpa). Lineage: Eukaryota; Metazoa; Chordata; Actinopteri; Pleuronectiformes; Soleidae. Gene Ontology annotation, molecular function: magnesium ion binding; thiamine triphosphate phosphatase activity. The coding region runs from base 438 to 1103 and encodes 221 amino acids. The record is from RefSeq and is a predicted model, not a curated record. Gene Ontology annotation, biological process: thiamine diphosphate metabolic process; dephosphorylation. The transcript has 4 exons.
GGACUUCAGUUCACAAACCUCGGCCUCGAGUUAGCUCCGUGUCCCGCUGGAUGAGAGGCAUGUAAACGCCGCUCCUCCGCCACCGCUCAGCGGAGACCGAGGCCUACACAGCCGUUUAAUUAACGAACGUGGCUCCGUUCACAGAUGUGUUAGAAAACACUCGCCCCCCUCUCCCUUACCCCCCGCCCUGCAGACCCCCUUUAGACGCGUCCUAGCGCUGAAAUCCAGACCUUAAACACUUCGGCGCAACACAUGUCCAUGUAAACUGCAAUUUAACCGCUUGUGCUGCCGUUAAGUGGCUCCGAAAAAGCUCUGAAGCGGAGAACAGGGUGGCCGCGAUCGGCCCGACGGUGGGGGUGGUGUCGGGAGAGCGAGUGAAAAAGAGACGAGAGGCAGAAAAACUUUGGGUUUAAUGUUGGAUUUCUGCGAACGAUCGGAUGAGUGUUGAAGUGGAGAGAAAGUUCAUAUGCAGUGCCGACACUCUGAAGACACUGGAGGAGAUCGGGGUCUGUGUUGGUCAACGUCAGUUUCACGACCAGUACUUUGACAACCCUCAGUUUGACCUGACGCUGAGAAACAUGUGGCUGCGUAAACGUAAAGGAUGCUGGGAACUCAAGUGUCCAACAGCAGCAGUCAGUGGGACAGAAGAGAUAAGUGGAGAGCAUAGUGAGGUGGCAGCACUGUGUACUCGCUACAAGGAGAUCACAAACCUGCAUGAAAUUCAGCUGAGAGUGAUGGAGGUUAUCAAAGAUGUUUGUGAGGACAGAGACGCGGAGACAGACUCCUCACAGCAGGAGUCCUGGCUAAGAAAAAUGAAUCUGUCAUGCUUUGCAGAGUUUACAACAGUGCGGCGGUCAUUCACUUUAGAGGAGGAGGGGGUGCACAUAGAUCUGGACCAAGCUGACUUUGGCUACCAUGUGGGGGAGGUAGAGGUGGUCAUACCUGAGGGAGGAGAUGUGCAGGCUGCCCUGGAGAAGAUUGAGAGAACAGCUCAAAAGCUGGGUCUGACUGGGCAUCAACGAGUUGAAGGAAAAAUGCAUAUUUACCUCAAAAGAUAUAACCCUGCACACUACACCAAAUUAAAAAGUGUGCACAUCUUGUAAGAGAUCAGAGACUGUGUGAAACAUUUGCACUUUAGUGUCUUGAAACUGUUGUUUUUAUUUAUUAAUUCAAGAUAUUCCCUGCAUUUAAGACAAAAGACCUUUCCGCUCCACCUGCACUUUUUUGUCUUAUGUACUGCAAAUGUUGUUUUUAAGUCUGGUUAUAACAAUGAAUAUAUGAUUAACUGUUAACACAUAAUAAAUGAGUUGACACACUGA